Molecule: messenger RNA, 2390 nt
Organism: Megalops cyprinoides (Indo-Pacific tarpon)
Lineage: Eukaryota; Metazoa; Chordata; Actinopteri; Elopiformes; Megalopidae
Product: transcription factor-like 5 protein
Exons: 5
Coding region: 551-2125 (524 amino acids)
Biological process (GO): spermatogenesis; regulation of DNA-templated transcription
Cellular component (GO): nucleus
Molecular function (GO): RNA polymerase II cis-regulatory region sequence-specific DNA binding; DNA-binding transcription factor activity, RNA polymerase II-specific; protein dimerization activity
Source: RefSeq, a predicted model, not a curated record
AAUGGUACGAUUUGUCUAAAAUCUUAAUCAGCUGGCUAAUUUAACGUCACUAAGGGCUUUUGGUAAACGGUGAACGUGAACGGUGAAGUCUUUACGACAAACUAACACACUAUCAAGCUGUUUCAUUGAUAAGCCCGCAUUUGUUGUGAGAAAGUUGCUGUUUUUUCAUCAAGCUGUCAUCCCAAAGUUGUGAUUUUCCGCCGCGAUCGGACUUCUCUGGAGAAUGAUCCGCGAGGCUUCUUUUUGUAAGAGCGCGAAAGGCUGAAGACGCGAGACUGACCGACCGUGAAGGGAGAGACUAAACAUAAGUAACUAUAAUAAAUGAAUAGCUGUUAAGACAGCCAUAUAGCCAAGUGAAUUUAACUAACAUUACCUGUGUUCAUUUAUAUUUGUAUAACUACCAAGUAGUUACCAAGCUAACUAGCCAGGCGCAUUAUUUAGUUACUGCAAGUGCCGCUAUCUUGCCAUUUAGCUCACCUUAGUUAUAACGUUAUCGUUAAGAAAGCAUAAUUUAAACUAAACAAUUAGCCAAGUCCUUGGUCAGCUAGCUAUGUCAGUAACCUGUAAAAUCGAGCCCGGGUCGUCUCCGGCAGACGUUUACUCGACAAUCCCAGUGGAAGUGACCGUAAGUCACGAAUGCACCGUGUCAAGUGCCCCGUGCAGCGAAGGGAUGGCCCUGAACUCCGUGUCUGAGCUGAACCUGGUGGAGAUGACCGAGGUCGAGUACACGCAUCUCCAACACAUCAUCUACUCGCAAAUGGAGGCGCAAAACGCGGAGCAGGAAGGAAGCGGCAAGUUAAACUCCGGCUACCCGGCGAGCAGCCCGCCGGCCGUUCAGACGGUGUACCCGAGCUGCGACCCGCACGGCGAAGCGGAAUACGCCGCCAGAACGCCCAGCCCCACAGUGGGGCAGGCGAACACCCCGACCUCGGAGUCGCAGUACCUCUCGGCGAGCUCGGACCAGCAGGGCGACUUCCAGGAGAUUAAGAUGAUUCUGAUGAACGAGAGCGUCCACCUGCCGGAGCGGACGCCGACCACUUGCGGCGAGGUCCCGGGUUCUGUGUUAGCUAAAGUGAGAAGCGCGAUGGAAGCCGGGGAGCACAGAGCGGGUGCGGGCGACGGCAGAAGCGCACCGCUGGACGCGAGACCCAACCCCGCCGCUCGAGUGCGCCUGGAGAAGAGGUUUAACUGCAGCCCCUGCGACGUCUCCAGGCUCCCUGACCCUCAUGAGCAAUCUGCAGCUCUGAGCAACGUUUUGUCUAAACUUCAUCAUCCCACGGAGUUACUUGGAGUCGCGAUGCAGUCUCAGCCGGGCAAAUGCUUGAAGGUGGGCCGCACUAAACCGACGUCUUCACGGCCGCUGGAGUUUCCAUACCCGGUGUUCAGCAGGAACAUGUGCAACUCCAUGGUCAGUGUUCCUCAAGCACAGGGUAUUGGAUCCAUCUCCCACAUGCUGGAAUCUGCCAAGCACCAGGACCUGAUCAUUCCCAGGAACUUCAGCUUCAGUUACCAACAGGAUACUGCCCCCACAAAGGCAGCCCUUCGCAAUCAGAGCAAACAAGUCAUUGAACCUGAAGUCUGGAUAAAGAUGGAAGAGGAGGACCUGCGGAAGCCAGCGCCCCCUAGGCGUGGCCGGGGUAGGCGGCGACAGGCGUGUCCUGAGCGCCCCGCUCUCAACGACAUCCAGAAUGCAACUGCAGGGCAGGGCGCUGGCAGCAGCUGCAAGAUCAGCCUGAAGACCGGGGACACGGGGGAGAAUUCACAGAGGAGAGAGAGGCACAACAUCAUGGAGCGUGAUCGCAGGCGUAGGAUUCGCAUCUGCUGUGAUGAGCUGAACAUGCUGGUGCCGUUCUGCAACAGGGAUACAGACAAGGCCACGACCCUGCAGUGGACCACUGCCUUCCUCAAAUACAUCAAGGAGAUCCACGGGGACAGCCUGAAAAUGGUCUGCACUGCCCAUGCUACUAACCCUGACCUCCAUGAUCAUCAUGACCUCAAUCCACUCACAGUAAUUUUUCUCACCUUCAGAAAAAAAACCAAUCAACAGAACAUUCAGUCUAACUGCUAUGGGGCUAUAUUCUUAGAUUUGUGUAACCAAGACUGUAUUCACACAUACUUCAGUUAGCUCAAAAGCAGAAUCUACCUACAGCACUGCCUCUUGUAGCUAGCAUGUCCACACACACAUUUUAUUGUAAGGGUGAGGACACUGCCCGCUCACCUGUAUUUACUCUUUUCCACUAUGUUUGCAUGUGAAAUGAGCAAAAGAACAUUGUGUGAAAAUACAAAAAUACAACAGUUCCUGAAAUCAGGUUUUCAAGGUAAAGGAAAAAGUGCAGUAGAGUUUAGAUUGUCUGCCCCUCCUCCCCACUGUAGAGUUAUUGCCUGGCUUU